This is a messenger RNA of Salvia miltiorrhiza (redroot sage), 1164 nucleotides long. RefSeq lists its product as uncharacterized. Lineage: Eukaryota; Viridiplantae; Streptophyta; Magnoliopsida; Lamiales; Lamiaceae. The transcript is spliced from 4 exons. The record is from RefSeq and is a predicted model, not a curated record. The coding region runs from base 1 to 1164 and encodes 387 amino acids.
AUGUCUACUUCUGGCCAAUCCGGAUCUACGCAUUCGACCGACGAUGCGGAUGUGUCCGUGACGCCGCCCACGGGGGCUAUACCGACUGGUGUUGCUACUGAUGGGCGCAUAUGGGUGCAUCUUCAUGGCAGUGUUUUGAGGCCGAGUGGACCUAUUCGGGCUAGGGCUACUGAUAGCUUCCAAGGUAUGCCAGAUGCAAGUGGCACGAAUUGGAAGAAUUUGACUGAGGAGAUGAAGGACGUGUACUUCGACGAAUUUGUGAAAGCAUUUUGUUGGCAACAAGAUAAAUAUACCAGACACCAAAUUAAGAAGGCGUGGAUCUCAGAGGCUCGAGUAGCAUAUAAGGAUUACAUUUCUGCAUGCAAGAAAACCCUCCUACUACACAAGAAGAAGAUUGAUUAUCUCAAUCCUAUUGUUGAGGCUGCUUGGAGGGCUUAUUGGGCAUUGCCUGAAACUCAGGCAAGGUCUGCACAGGCGUCUAAGAAUCGUCGUUCUGAGCCUUGCGGUGUUGGUACAGGGAUGGCUAUCCAUCAUGGGGGGUCGCGUAGCGCUCUAGAUCAUGCUGAGCAUCUGGUAACUUUACAUUCUAAAUUUUAUUUCAAUGGAUUUAUGUCUAUUAAAUCGUUACUUUACUUUAACGUAUUUUUGAAGGCUCGGGAGAGCAAUAUCCCUUUUGACGCGGCGUCUUGGGCUACCUUUCGACGUAUCCAUUUUAAGAAUGGACAGUAUACCGCCGGACGACCUGCGCAGCACGGGUUGGAGGUCGAGAGGCGAGUGGCAGAGCUGCGUGAGAUACAGGGAGAGGUCACACCCGCCGACGUGGAUCGCAUCUUCCGAGAGGUAGUCACUCCUGAUCCGAAGGGGCGCAUCAUGGGAUUAGGUAUGAUGAUGUCGAAGGCGCUUACUUCAGGCGGCGGUGAGUCGAGCACCUCCACCAGCACCUCACACUUCGAUGCUCCUUCAAAGGCUGAGUUUACCACUUUGAGGGAGGAUCUUGACACCACAGCGAGGGCUCUGACCACAGCAGUGCAGGAGAUAGAGGCCAGGAGACAGAGAGAGGAGGAGCAGGCUAGGACUAUACAGGAGAUGCAGUCCCAGAUCGCGUUGCUCAUGCGAGGAUUUCGACCAUCCACCCCUUCUAAUGAGACUCACCCAGACCUUUGA